AUGAUGUUCAGCAAGACGAUCUAUGCAUUGUGUGCGGCAGCUGUGGCGUUCUCUGGUGGUACAGUGGAUGCGACGACGGAGGCGGCGGAGACGUUUGGCUGGCUAUUGCCGAAGAGCCACAACACUGACGGUGGCUACGGAGGUGCUAGUGUCGGCACAGACGGAUAUGAAGGCGCGUCCGCGGGGAUAAGUGGAUAUGGCGGACUGUCUUUUCUAAAGGCACUUGGCGGUCUCAAGGCUGGUGCUGGUGGCUACGGCGCUACGGGAGUGGAUCUCAACGCAAAUGCUGGUCUCGGUGCACAUGGUUACGGUAAUGCCAACGCCGGCGCCGGUCUCGAUGCUCGUGCCGGCAUCAACGCGAACGCAGGCCUCAAGGCGAAUGCUGAACUUCAGGCUGGUGCAGGUCUCAAUACCGGGGCGGGUCUUGACGCCAAUGCAGGAUUGAAAGCGAACGCCGGACUCAACGCUGGUGCCGGCCUCAAUGCUGGUGCUGGUCUCAAGGUUGGUGCUGGUCUCAAUGCUGGUGCCGGUCUCAACGUUGGUGCUGGCCUCAACGCCGGUGCGGGUUUUGACGCCAAUGCAGAAUUGAAAGCGAACACCGGACUCAACGCUGGAGCCAGCCUUAAUGCUGGUGCCGGUCUCAACGUUGGUGCUGGUCUCAAUGCUGGUGCCGGACUCAACGUUGAUGCUGGCCUCACCGCCGGUGCGGGUCUUAACGGCAAUGCAGGAUUGAAAGCGAACGCCGGACUCAACGCUGGUCCCGGACUCAACGCUGGUGCUGGUCUCAAGGCUGGUGCCGGUCUCAACGCUGGUGCUGGCCUCACCGCCGGUGCGGGUCUUAACGGCAAUGCAGGAUUGAAAGCGAACGCCGGACUCAACGCUGGUCCCGGACUCAACGCUGGUGCUGGUCUCAAGGCUGGUGCCGGUCUCAACGCUGGUGCUGGCCUCACCACCGGUGCGGGUCUUAACGGCAAUGCAGGAUUGAAAGUGAACGCCGGACUCAACGCUGGUGCCGGUCUCAAGGUUGGUUCUGGUCUCAAUGCUGUUGCCGGUCUCAAUGUUGGUGCUGUCCUCAACGCCGGUGCGGGUCUUAACGGCAAUGCAGGAUUGAAAGCGAACGCCGGACCCAGCGCUGGUGCUGGCCUCAGCGCUGGUGCUGGCCUCAACGCUGGUGCGGGUCUUAACGCCAAUGCAGGAUUGAAAGCGAACGCCGGACUCAGCGCUGGUGCUGGGCUCAAUGCUGGUGCUGGUCUCAAGGCUGGCGCCGACCUCAAUGCUGGUGCCGGUCUCAACGUUGGUACUGGUCUCAAUGCUGGUGCCGGUCUCAACGUUGGUGCUAGGCUCAAUGCUGGUGCCGGCCUCAAUGCUGGUGCCGGUCUCAAUGCUGGUGCCGGUCUCAACGUUGGUGCUGGCCUCAACGCCGGUGCGGGUCUUAACGCCAAUGCAGAAUUGAAAGCGAACACCGGACUCAACGCUGGUGCCGGACUCAACGCUGGUGCCGGACUCAACGCUGGUGCCGGCCUCAAUGCUGGUGCCGGACUUAACGUCGGUGCUGGCCUCAACGCCGGUGCGGGUCUUAACGCCAAUGCAGGAUUGAAAGCGAAUGCCGGAGUCAACGCUGGUGCCGGAGUCAACGCUGGUGCCGGCCUCAAUGCUGGUGCCGGUCUCAAGGUUGGUGCAGGUCUCAAUGCUGGUGCCGGACUCAACGCAGGUGCCAGCCUCAACGCUAAUGCCGGGCCUCAGUUCUGGUGCCGGUCUCAACGCUGGUGCUAG
Phytophthora infestans T30-4 is the source of this 1773-nucleotide messenger RNA. RefSeq lists its product as uncharacterized. Bases 1 to 1773 code for a protein of 590 amino acids. Lineage: Eukaryota; Oomycota; Peronosporomycetes; Peronosporales; Peronosporaceae. The record is from RefSeq and is a predicted model, not a curated record. The transcript has a single exon.